AUGAGUAGCAUCAAAUGCUUUAAAUGUGGGCAAAUUGGGCAUUGGGCACCUGAGUGUCUCAGUACAGGUGGAUGUGGUCGGAUUCGUGGUCGGGGCAGAGGAAGCUUCACUGCUGCAAGAGAUAUCUGUUAUCAUUGUGGUGAAUCAAGCCACCUUGCAAAGGAUUGUGAGCUCCAGGAGAAUGCUUCCUACAACUGUGGUAAGGGUGGCCACAUUGCCAAAGAUUGCAAGGAGCCAAAGAAGGAGAGAGAACAAUGCUGCUACAACUGUGACAGACCUGGAUGUCUGGCCCGUGACUGUGAUCAUGCUGAUGAGCAGAGAUGUUAUUCUUGUGGAGAAUUUGGGCAUAUUCAGAAGGACUGCACUAAAGUCAAGUGCUAUAGGUGUGGUGAAACUGGUCACGUCGCUAUCAAUUGCAGCAAGGCCAGUGAAAUAAACUGCUACUGCUGUGGUGAAGCUGGAAAUCUUGCACGGGAAUGUAUUUUUAUGCUGCUGGCAACGGUGACCAACUCCUCCACUUAA
Molecule: messenger RNA, 522 nt
Organism: Pristis pectinata (smalltooth sawfish)
Lineage: Eukaryota; Metazoa; Chordata; Chondrichthyes; Rhinopristiformes; Pristidae
Product: CCHC-type zinc finger nucleic acid binding protein-like
Exons: 2
Coding region: 1-522 (173 amino acids)
Molecular function (GO): nucleic acid binding; zinc ion binding
Source: RefSeq, a predicted model, not a curated record